Acaulospora morrowiae is the source of this 125-nucleotide messenger RNA. NCBI's taxonomy places the organism in Eukaryota, Fungi, Glomeromycota, Glomeromycetes, Diversisporales, Acaulosporaceae. The record is from the annotation of a GenBank genome assembly.
UUGAUCUCGCCAAUACUCUAAUAUUGUUCCAUGAUUAUGACAUUGUUGCAACUGCCAUUCCAAUUGCUGAAUUGCUCGUCUAUUCAAGAGCUGUGUUGCAAACUGUUCAUGUAAUAUUGUACUGA